Molecule: messenger RNA, 3835 nt
Organism: Dicentrarchus labrax (European seabass)
Lineage: Eukaryota; Metazoa; Chordata; Actinopteri; Moronidae
Gene: col26a1
Product: collagen alpha-1(XXVI) chain
Exons: 14
Coding region: 427-1755 (442 amino acids)
Molecular function (GO): protein binding
Source: RefSeq, a predicted model, not a curated record
AGUAACUGUGGAUCACAUUCACAUCAUUGGACCUAUUUGAAAACUGAACAGUCGUGGUUUUUCGAUCGGGACCAGAUGCGCUUUUACGCACUCCGUCUCCAGCCCUCACACAAGGCGCGCUUUUUUACGCACACUGGAUAUUUGACUCCUCAGUCCUCGGCACGAUGUCAAACGUCAGAAAACCGCAUUAUUCUAUAGGAAGAGGCUGUGUGUCAUUCAUUUUGGGCUGUUGAGGGGGCAGUUUGUUUCUCCUCGGGAAGACGAAAUGACCAACUCAUGAAUGGUUUCAGUGGGGUUUGCUUAGUCUUUCUCUCCCCGUUCCAGUUCAGAUACUCUAGAUCUGUCUAACAGGGAUUUAUAACUUCAGGAUUUACUUGAAAAUCGUCGGUAUCUGCGGAUCUGUCAGGGAUAAAUCACAGGGAGACGAUGGCUUUAUCGUUCCUCUACGCGCUGUGCAUGUGGAUAAGUGUAGUCUGUCCUUCGCUGGGAACAGGGUUUGUUUAUCGCUUUCCAGCCAUCACUGUGCAACGGCAGCGCAUCAAAUCAGAACAGAGCGGCAGCACUGGACCGCCAGGUACCGGACCCCAUACCCAGCUCAGGAACUGGUGUCAGUAUACGGUUUCCAGAACAGUGUCCUGUCAGGUGCACAAUGGGACAGAAACCUCAGUGCAGAGAGUUCUUCAGGGCUGCCGAUGGCCCGGACCCUGCUCCAAAGUCAUCAGCUACAGAACCGUGAUCAGGCCGUCCUUCAAGGUUACCUACAAGCAGGUCACUGCGCUGGAGUGGAGAUGCUGUCCGGGGUUUGUGGGAGAAGAGUGUCGUAAUGAGUGUUUGAACUGUACCAGUUUCACUGACAUGAACAGCAGAAUAAAUGCCAUUGAAUCAAAGAUCAAGCUGUUAGAAGAGGGUCGAUCAUCCCUGCCAACUGCCAGCAGUUUACCAGAGGGCUCAACAGACAACGAGGUGGACGCACCCCAACCCACUCCUAUUGCCCCACCGUCAUACCUGCCACCAGUAUCAGGAGGAAGAGGGCCUCCAGGACCCAUCGGACCACCAGGGCUUCCGGGAGCAGCUGGACCUGCGGGUCCGGCUGGAAGAGCAGGCCUGCUUGGACCCGUCGGACCAAAGGGGGACAGAGGUCUGCCAGGAGAAACAGGUCUCCCCGGCCUUCCUGGUCCACCAGGUCCUCCAGGGCUGAGCUUCUCUCCUGUCCGAGAGCGGGGUGACGUUUUUCAUGUGUACAAUCAAGAGGAGACCCCGGUCCGUGAAGCUCUCCCAGCUCCUCAGAUUGUAAUCGGGCCUCCUGGUCCAACUGGUCCAACUGGUCCCAUCGGCCCCUCAGGCCCUCCAGGACUGAGAGGAUCUGCAGGAAUACCAGGCCUGCCGGGACAAGAUGGCAAGGAAGGCCUCCAAGGCAAGCCUGGGGAUCCUGGGCCUAAAGGAGAUCCAGGGGAGAGGGGGUUUCCAGGUAUAACAGGCGAGCAGGGCCUACCCGGAGCACCAGGGCCAAAAGGAGAGCCAGGAGAAGGCUUGAAUGAGGGCGAGGCUGUGCAGCAGCUCAGGGAGGCCCUGAAGAUCCUGGCAGAGAGGGUCCUGAUCCUGGAGCACAUGAUUGGCGUUCACGACAACUCUGAAGGAUCUGGAUUUGGCAGCAUUUCGGACCCCCUGACUUUCCCUGCCAUAAAGAUCAAGCGCCUUCAGCCUGUUCAAAGCCCUCCGGUGCUGGAGGAGAGACACAGACGAGCUCCCCUUUAAGAGUAUAGUCUAAAUUUGUAUGUAUGUGUAUAAUUUUGAUGGAUGUGGCAGAUUUGAUGAUGUAAAUCAUGUUUCUCGUACCUUUUAUUAUUACAAUUAUUGUCACCUAUUAUUGUCACUUUUUUGUCACAAAUGAGUGCAGCUGUAAAAACCAAGCUCUUUGCAGACAUGAAAUGUUGAGCAUUUCGUCCACAUGAAAGGCUUUUUUUUUAGCCUUUUUGACCCUGUUGCUGUACAAUCCUACAUAACCUGCAGCAGCACUUGUACAGUGUUGUACAAUGAAAUAUAAUCUCAUAAAGUGUUAUGAAGGUUUUGGCAUCUUUCUUUCCUCAGAUAAAAGACUGCCUAGUAAACACAUCAGUCUCCUUGGCUGAUGUUGCAAAGCUCCGCAGGCUGCAAUGUGAGUUCCCGAGAGCUGCACCCAAAAUAUACUAUUUAGUGUCAAACACAUUUUUGGAACGACCUCGAGGUUCAUCUCGUGUUAGCCUGUCAAACAUAUAUCCUUUCUCUUCUUUCUGUCUUUCUCUGGUUGCUCAGUGUUGUUAAAACUGAGGUAAGACAUGACAGGCUGCCAAGAAAAUCUGCUUAAAAUAAAGUUAGGUGAAAUGAAUAGCAUCUGGAGAGUGCACAUCUGGAAAGCAAACGGAAGAGAUACUGAAACAGUUUAGUUUUGGCCAGGAGACCCUGCACCCUGCUCGGCUCCAGUGCACCUUCACGCGACUGUCUGAUGGAGCACUAAAUGGGACCGGACUACGUUGACUUCUUCACAAACUGCCUCUGAGAUUUGUUUCCAAACUGAUAUCAUUAUUGUUUAGGCCUAAUGAGUCUCUGAGAGAUCAAGCCUGCUGGUCUCUGAAUAAAGCUUUGACCAUGUCUGGUAGAUUCAUAUGUAAAAGGAGUAGUUUAGCAUUGUGGAAUAUAAGCUUAUCUCAAAAUGAUCGCUCUUAUUAUCGCUCUUUUGCCGAGGUAGAUGAGAAUAUUGAUAGCGCUUUUAUGUAAAGACUGAAAACAAGUGGAAACAGCUGGCCUUGCUCAAACAAAAAUCCUAUUACCAGCACUUGCAACCUCAUGGUGACAACAAUGCUGAGCUUAUGUUAUAGUGUUCAGACUGACAUUAUGAGCAGUGAAGUAGAAAAAAAUAUGUCAUAUAGCCUCUGAUUUUGGGGAAUUUCUGACAGCAACUUUUCCCACCUGUUGAAAAAAACUACAGAAAUGUCAAACCUUUGGAAAAUCACCAAUGCUGACAGUUACAUCUGAAUAAAAUCCAAUCCUAGUAAACCAGUACACCAUUACACCGUGUCAUUUAAAGGUCCAGUGUGUCGGAUUUAGUGGCAUCUAGCAGUGUAGUUGUGGAUUGUAAUUCUGUCGAUUCAUCCUGGCUUCCAAGCGUGAAGGAGAAACCACAGUGGCCACAAAACACACAAAAAACAGACCUAUCUAGAGCCAGUGUUUGGUUUGUCCUUUCAGGGCUACUGUAGAAACAUGGCUGUUCAACAUGGUGGACCUGUGACAUCUGUAGAUAAAAACGACUCAUUCUAAGGUAACAGAAACACAACAUGCAGGUUUUAAAAGGAGAACUUCACUGUCAGUGUGUAUUUGGAAAAUAACCUAAUUUAAAAUAGUUAUCUGGUUUAACAAGGGAGCAUCGUUAGCUUCAGACAGCGCCAUGCUAGCUGUUUCUGCCUGUUUCCAGUGUUUGUGCUAAGCUAAGCUAACUAGCUUUACUUUUUUUUACCAUUCGAGCGGCAUCCUUCUUCUCACCUAACUCUCAGAAAGAAAAACCAAAUAAGCGUGUUUCCCAAAAUGUCAAACUAUUCCUUUAAUCAUUAGCAGCAGAAGAGAGAUGAACCUGCCGGUAUCUGGUGUUCAGCCUCUGAUCACUUAUCUUAUGUUACAGAAGGUUACAUCUUCCCAGGCAGGCCUAUCUUUUAAAUACAGCUGUUUUGUUGUGUCUUGUGCAUGUUUCAUUAUCUUUUAUACUACACAAUGUCCAGGUGUGCUUUGUUGUUUAAUUUGCAAGACAUUAUGCUCACCUGUGUUCCUUUAUUGAAGUGAGAUUAAAGUCACAACAACAAAGGGA